Zophobas morio is the source of this 2065-nucleotide messenger RNA. Its product is annotated as solute carrier family 22 member 21-like. Gene Ontology annotation, biological process: transmembrane transport. NCBI's taxonomy places the organism in Eukaryota, Metazoa, Arthropoda, Insecta, Coleoptera, Tenebrionidae. Gene Ontology annotation, cellular component: membrane. Gene Ontology annotation, molecular function: transmembrane transporter activity. The record is from RefSeq and is a predicted model, not a curated record. The transcript is spliced from 10 exons. The coding region runs from base 341 to 1885 and encodes 514 amino acids.
ACAUCAGUAAAUACAAUUUUUAAAUUAAAGUGGUGGAAGUACUUGAAGUGCUAAAAUAACGCCAAGGAAAAAGUGGGAACAGAAUUGUAUAUUUAAAAAUAUACAUAAAACAAUCCGUGUUAGUUCUGUGCCAAUUAAAAGUUUCCUGUUCUCAGUAGUUGGAUUAAUGGUGAAACAAACUAUUUUAACAUAAGUAUGUCCUUCCGUUAAGGUCAACUAAGAUUGAAACUCGUGCCUAAUGUCUGAACCUGUCCGCUCGACGGUGACCAACAAUAGCACUUUUUGAGCACAUAUAUCCAGUUUGCGGUGCUAGUAACACACGCGUCUUCAGCUGGUAAAAAUGAAGAAGUUCGAUCUCGACGAAAUACUUGUGUCUUUGGGGGGAUGGGGAAAGUUCCAAAGUCUCUAUUACCUCGUACUGUGCAGUGCUAUUAUCUUCUCAGUUUUUCCUGCGAUGAAUUAUAUUUUUAUCGCCAGAGACAUCAAAUACAGGUGCAAAAUUGAUUCCUGUGAUAAAGAAAAUGGGCAGUUUAACCCCGACUGGCUGGAAAACGCAGUUCCUUUUGAACAACAUAUACCUAGUAAAUGUUCUUACUACGAACCAGAAGAGAAUUCCACAUGUAGUAAUUUUAAUUUAACAAAAAUCUUACGGUGUGAUGAUUACGUUUACGAGAGGGACGAAACUACCCUUGUCCAUGACUUUGACAUUAAAUGCGAUGAGAACUUGUGGAAAUUAACCAUAAUUGGAACUAUCAAUGUCGUGGGAAAAUUACUGUGUCUUCCUCUCGCUGGAUUUUUCUCUGACCGCUUUGGUAGAAAAUCGAUGAUUAUUGUUAGUGUGUUUUUAAGUACAGUAAUAGGUUUGAUAAGAUCGUUCUCAUUUUCUUAUUACAUGUAUAUAGGUCUGGAAUUUCUCAACACGGUUGUUGGUUCCGGAGUAUACAGUGGAGCUUUCAUUUUAGCUCUUGAACUCGUUGAUUCCAAACGAAGAAAUCUGGGGAACAGUAUUAUUUGUUUAGCUUUUACCGUAGGUCACAUCCUUCUUGGUGUGGCGGCUUGGGUGUCUCCUACAUGGCAGUUUAUGACCCAAAUAACGUACGCACCCGGAAUUUUAGUCACGUUGUUGCUGUGGUUCACCCCAGAAUCAGUGAGGUGGUUAAUUUCCAAAAACAAGAAUGAAAAAGCGGAAAAAGUUCUAAAAACCAUCGCCAAAGUCAACGGAAAAGAAUUAACGGAAGAAACCAUCAAAAACAUUCCUUAUAUUGAACAGACAGACAAAGCAGAAGAGAAUGAAACAAUUCCUUUAAUGGCAAUUCUUCGAAAGAAGAGCCUUCUCAUACGCAUCAUCCACUGCUCGUUCACUUGGAUAUGCUGCAACUUUCCCUACUAUGGUUUAACCAUCCAAUCAGUGGCUUUAUCUCAUGACAUAUAUGUAAAUUAUAUGUGUGUAUCCGUUGUUGAAAUUCCUGCAUACAUAUUAGCCUACGGCUCUUUGGACCGCAUCGGAAGAAAAAAGACUCUUGCUUUGAGCUUAAUUUUCACAGGAAUUGCGUGUAUUAGUGUGGAUUUUAUUCCAGCAGGGAGUCCCCUAGCUCUGGUGGUUUUCCUUUCCGGGAAGCUCUUCGUCACAGUAUCUUAUAUGACAAUUUACAUUUACACAGCCGAGUUGUUUCCAACCAGCUCAAGACAUUCCGCAUUCGCAGUAUGUUCCAUGUUUGGUUGCGUCGGGUCUAUGUUGGCACCUCAAGUGCCUUUGCUGGCAAAGGUGUAUAAACCUCUUCCUCUUAUGGUGUUCUCUGCAAUGGCAUUUACAGCCGGGUUCCUCUCGUUUUUGUUUCCGGAACAGAACGAGGGUAAAAAUCCUGAUGAAAUAGACAAAUCCUGAAAUCAAUUAUUUAAGUAAUAGGUAGUUGAUUAUGUAAAUAUAUUAUAUGCAGUAAAGAAAGUAAUUACGAAGCUGAUUGUGUACGUUAGUGCAUAUUAUUUAAUUUUACUCAGUUAUGAGUAGUAUUAUUAUAAAUUAAUUUUUUAUACAAAUGAAAUAAAUUUAUUUAAAAAAGACUAA